Molecule: messenger RNA, 2007 nt
Organism: Protopolystoma xenopodis
Lineage: Eukaryota; Metazoa; Platyhelminthes; Monogenea; Polystomatidea; Polystomatidae
Source: the annotation of a GenBank genome assembly
AUGAGCCGAUACUGCCGGCUCUUCUUAGGCCAACCGACCAAUGGACUGGCAGCCUCCUCUGGUACAUGUUUCUUCUCUGAAAAUCCCGAAUCGCUGAGGGCGGAAUUGUUGGUUUCGAGACCUCAUGAUUCGCUAUUGCACAUGUCCCGUUUAGCGUUCUUAGGUCCACGUUACUCCGACUCCACGCCGAUGAAACAGGUCCACUCACUUGGAUGCACUGUCGUGUCUUUUUCUAUUGGGUCGGUGGGACACGAAUUGGAAUCCAACCAACUGCUGUCUGCGUUGUAUGAGAUGUUCUGGACCUUUGAUGGGCUUCAACAGUCUCGGCUGGUUUCCGGCUUGCUGUACUUUGUUGACAAUUAAUUGGUUUAUCCUUUGGCUGUCUCACCGCUUUGCUGUCUUCUGCCUUUGACGUCUCCCUUUCUGACGCCGUUCAGCUGCGAUCAUCGCUACUCUUCGACAUGCAAGUCCGUCGACCCGUUGCCUCGGCCCCCCGUCUCCACAGGCAUCUCUGGCCUUGUACCUGCGGUCACUUCUCUUCUGCUGCCCACCGCUCGGGCGACGUCCUGGUCCUCGUCCAACCGGCCGGCCAUGCACCGCCCACCCUCAGCCUCGCCUCCUCCCAUCGCAUCAGCCAACAGACUCAAGCCCAACGCUGCUCAUGCGGCCUCCCUCUUCUCUUCCUCACCCUCCUCCUCCUCUCCCUCCCCCUCUUCAUCCCCCUCCUCUUCCGCCAGCGCCUCCACCUCCUCUUCACUCACUCUCCUCCCCUCCACCCACUCCCUCUUCUCCUCUCCACAGCCGAACUUUUCUGCCCCCUUCGUCUCCACUCCGCCCCACUCCCUCGGCGCCACGCUCUUUUUGAGCCCAGCCCCUGUUGCUAUGACAACUGGUCAUCAGGCCGCUUGCCCAUGUCCUGUCGUAGGUUAUUCUGGGAGGGCAGGAGAGCCGGACGCAGUGGCUGAUUGGUCGUCAAGAUUCAGUUCCGCGGAGGUGCCUAAGGUGGAGGUGGAGACGAAGACUUCACUUGUUCUCGGCCAGACCGACGGUUGUCGUCUCCUUGAUUCUCUCGCUCUGGCGCCAAGACUCGACUCUGUACCGGGCUGGACAAGUCGAGUUUCCGAGGCGCCGAUCCGGCUGGGCGCACCAGCCUCUGUCCUCACGCCCGGACGGUCUGGCGAUGCCUCGGCCAACAAAACCUGGAGCCCCGGAAAGCGAGGAGAUGACCUUACACUUUUGUCACACCAGCCAACGCGAUCGAGUUUCCGGAGGCCAGAUCUCUUGGCCGGCCUGUCCACAACGGUAGGUGUUACCUCGACGGCAGAUGAGCCAUUCAGCGCGCCACAUCAACGCAUCAACGAUCCAGCCAAACUGGUGAUUGAGCGUCGUGAAAAGUCGAGGUUGGCUGCUCAAUUGCGUCGUGACAAAGAGAAUCGAGCUCUUUCCCGCCUGCACUCUUCCCUGCCAGUCAAUUUUGCUGCCAUCUUGUCACCACGAGUCAGCUGUUUUCACAACCUUCUCGGCGGGCCGACCAGCCUAUCCGAAGCUCUACAAACCUUGGAGCCCGUCGAUGUUGCGGUGACUGGGAGCGGCGCCGGGAACGGGAGAUUCUUUUCGUCUGACGACUGGUUCAUGAGGACUCUAAAGUCGGCACGAGUGAAGCCAGAAGAGGCUGGGGUGACAGACGCUGAGGCUGCCGUUGACGACGUGAAGACGAGACGGACGGAGUCAGACUAUGCGGACGAAAGGAGGCAGGAGGUGGAGAGAGGUUAUACCAAGGCUAUGGUAGGCACAACACUCACACUGUCGGGUAGUGGGAAUGACAUUCGAGAGGAGGAGCAGAGUCUGGCGCCACCACCCUGCCUCGUUGCAUACGGUCAGGGCCUCGAGAAAUCUGUCACCAUCCGACUGGCCGCCAACUCGUUAUAUCUGUUCUCCUACAUCUACCCGGACAUGUUUUCCGCCUCUACCCCAAAAGGCGAGUUUUUUGAAGACCGUCAAUAUUAG